AUGGACGAUUCUAAGUCAUUAGCAUUCACAGAUUUAGAUUGGGCGAUUGGAAUAAAUCGGAUUUCUCUGAAGAUUCUUGGUCUCUGGCCGGACGAUAAGUUAAAUCGUCGACAAAAAUUUUUGGCAAAUCUACGCGCUUUUAUUAUCUUUAUCACGAUGUUUACCACAUCGGUUAUACCCGGAAUAUUAGCAUUGUUUAGGGUUUGGGGUAACAUGCUAGCGAUGGCAGAUAAUCUGCAGAUCGCUCUACCAUUUUCGGUAACUGUCCUGAAAUUUGUUAUUAUGUGGUUCCGCAAAAAAGAUCUUGUACCCAUCAUAAACAUGAUCGUGGACGAUUGGAUCAAGACGAAGACUAUGCAAGAACGAGAUACCAUGAUAAAGCAAGCGAAAAUUGCCAAAGCUAUCGUUAUGUUCGGAUGUAUCAUGAUGACUUUUGCAUCCAUCGCCCUCAUCAUUCCUCCUUGCUUUGGAUACUCGAUACGAUAUCUGACGAAUCUUACAGAUGGUCCAAAACCAUUGCUAUUGCAAACAUAUUAUUUGCGAGAUAUGACAGAGAGCCCAUAUUACGAAAUCGCAUUCGUCGCUCAAGCCAUAUCGAUCAUAAUGGCCGCGAUUUCUUAUACGGGCAUCGAUAAUUUCUUGGGUCUGCUUGUAUUUCAUAUCUGUGCUCAACUGGAUAUUCUCAAAGUGCGAUUGCUCAAUUUGAACGAUUUCAAAAACUUCAGCACUGGAUUAUCCUUCAAUAUUGAGGAUCACCUACGUCUCAUUAGGUCCGUUGAUGUCAUCGACAACACAUUCAACUUGAUGCUUCUGGCAUUAUUAGUGUAUUUCGCUAUGUUAUUUUGCGUUCAAGGAUUUCUAUUAGUUACCAUCAUUGACGGAGUUAGCGGUGAUGUUUCCUUUAUACGAAUAUGUUGGCUCAUUUCGAUUCUCAUCAAUACAUUUGUUCACAUGUGCCUAUACUGCGUGGUCGGAGAGAUUCUUAUAGCCAAAGCCGAAGGAGUGUAUUAUGCGGCGUACAACUAUACAUGGUACUUAUUAAAACCGAAUGAAGCAAAAAGCCUGUUGCUGAUAAUGAUUCGUUCUGAAAGACCUCUUCUCAUCACUGCGGGCAAAAUAUUUCCCAUGACAUUAUCCAUGUUUUGCAAUUUAGUCAAAACGUCAGCUGGUUACAUAUCCGUUCUGCUCGCUAAUCGAUAA
Molecule: messenger RNA, 1200 nt
Organism: Cataglyphis hispanica
Lineage: Eukaryota; Metazoa; Arthropoda; Insecta; Hymenoptera; Formicidae
Product: odorant receptor 30a-like
Exons: 7
Coding region: 1-1200 (399 amino acids)
Biological process (GO): detection of chemical stimulus involved in sensory perception of smell; sensory perception of smell
Cellular component (GO): plasma membrane
Molecular function (GO): olfactory receptor activity; odorant binding
Source: RefSeq, a predicted model, not a curated record